Molecule: messenger RNA, 3291 nt
Organism: Myiozetetes cayanensis
Lineage: Eukaryota; Metazoa; Chordata; Aves; Passeriformes; Tyrannidae
Gene: ZMIZ2
Product: zinc finger MIZ-type containing 2
Exons: 18
Coding region: 209-2926 (905 amino acids)
Biological process (GO): regulation of transcription by RNA polymerase II; protein sumoylation
Molecular function (GO): SUMO ligase activity; zinc ion binding
Source: RefSeq, a predicted model, not a curated record
GGCCAGGCUGGGCCCGACGCCAAGUCCCGGCCGCGGAGGCUGGGGGGGCUCUCGCAGGCUCCGGGCUGCGCCCCCCCCGGCCCCGGCCCCUCUGGAGGCGGCCGCCCCUCACCCGCCGCUCCACUGCCUCCCGCAGCCCCAGUGACAGACGGUGCCGCCGUUCCGCAGCGCCUGCCGCGGCCUCGGAAGACCCAGCCCGCACCCACCGAUGAGCUCCAUGAACCCCAUGAAACCCUCGCUGCCGCCUGCGCCCCACGGUGAUGGUUCAUUUGCAUACGAGGCUGUUCCUUGGCAACCAAGCACCAAUCAGCCACCGGGAUCCCUCUCCGUGGUAACCACUGUCUGGGGUGUCAGCAACCCCUCCCAGAGUCAGGUUUUUGGCAGUCCCAUGGGCCCCGGGGGGAGCAGCUCCAGUACCCCGCUGCUGCCUGGCAUGGCGGGCACUGGCUCAGGCAUGAGCUCGCCACCAUUCCUGCCACAGCAGCCCUUCGCUGAGGGGGCACCAGGGAAAGGGUACAUGCAGCCGGGUGUCUACGGCCGCAACACCUACCCCAGCGGGCCAGGCUUUGCUGCCAGCUACACCAGCGGCCCCAGCGGCCCUGGUGGGAUUGGGCUCCCCUCACACGCUGGCCGGGCCCCUGCUGACUUCACCCAGGCAGCAGCUGCUGCUGCUGUGGCCGCUGCUGCUGCCACAGCCACGGCCACGGCCACAGCGACGGUGGCAGCGCUGCAGGAGAAGCAGAGCCAGGAGCUGAGCCAGUACAGCACGAUGGGCACAGGGCAGUCCUUUAGCAACCAGUUCCUGCCCCAUGCUGGGCCCCGUGGGCCCACCAGCAUGAGCCCAGCUGGCAUGGCAGGUGUCAUGGCCCCCUCUGGCAUUUCCCCUGUGAGCAUGAGUCCGGUGCGGGCACCUGGCACCAGCUCCUUGUACGGCGGGCAACGCGUGCCCCAGCACGCCUACCCCGGUGCCCCCCCCGGCCAGCAGCUACCCCGCCAGGGCCUCAAGCGGGCGUACUCCAGUGAGGGGUACCCAGCGCAGCAGUACCUCCAGGGCGGGCAGUAUGCUGUGGCUGGUGCCCAGUAUGCCCCCAGCACCCCCCAGUCCUCCGCUCCGUCCCCCUCCUACCCCGGCCACAGGCUGCAGCAGGGCAUGGGCCAGUACCUCUCCGCUUCAGGCAGUGCUGGACCCUAUUACAAGUCUGCUGACCAGUUCAACGGGCAGAGCACCAACUUCAGCACUUACAGCCAAGCGGCCGUCAACGGGCCGGGCCGGUUGCUGCCGGGGUACCCCAGCUCACCGCUGGCUGGGAACCCCACACCGCCCAUGACGCCGGGCAGCAACAUCCCCACCUACACAUCCCCUGGUCAGGACGUCAAGUCACCCUUCCUGCCAGACAUGAAGCCCAAUGUCACCCCCCUGCACCCAUCCCCUUCGGGACCAGCCCCCGGUGAGGAGCUGCGGCUGACCUUCCCGGUGCGGGACGGCGUGGUGCUGGAGCCGUUCCGCCUGCAGCACAACCUGGCCGUCAGCAACCACGUCUUCCAGCUGCGCGACUCUGUCUACAAGACUCUCAUGAUGAGGCCUGACCUGGAACUGCAGUUCAAGUGCUACCACCACGAGGAUCGGCAGAUGAACACCAACUGGCCGGCCUCUGUGCAGGUGAGUGUCAAUGCCACACCGCUCACCAUCGAGCGCGGUGACAACAAGACCUCCCACAAGCCGCUCUACCUGAAGCACGUCUGCCAGCCCGGCCGGAACACCAUCCAGAUCACUGUCACCGCCUGCUGCUGUUCCCACCUGUUCGUCCUGCAGCUGGUGCACCGACCCUCCGUGCGCUCGGUGCUGCAGGGGCUCAUCAAGAAGCGCCUGCUUCCUGCUGAGCACUGCAUCACCAAAAUCAAGCGCAACUUCAGCAGUGGGACCAUCCCAGGGACCCCAGGGCCCAACGGUGAGGACGGUGUGGAGCAGACAGCUAUCAAGGUGUCCCUCAAGUGCCCCAUCACCUUCCGGAGGAUCCAGCUCCCAGCCAGGGGUCAUGACUGCCGGCACAUACAGUGCUUCGACCUUGAGUCGUAUCUGCAGCUCAACUGUGAGAGGGGGACGUGGCGGUGUCCUGUCUGCAAUAAGACGGCCCUGCUGGAGGGCCUGGAGGUGGACCAGUACAUGCUGGGCAUCCUGAUAUACAUCCAGAAUUCGGAACACGAAGAGAUCACCAUUGACCCCACCUGCAGCUGGAAACCCGUCCCAAUCAAACCCGACGUCCACGUCAAGGAGGAGCCGGAGGGGCCGGUGCUGAAGCGGUGCCGGACACUCAGUCCUACCCACAUGGUGCUGCCCAACAUCAUGGAGAUGAUUGCAGCCUUGGGGCCCAGCUCUGUGCCCUUCCCGGCACUGUCCCAGCCUACGGCAGGGGCUGCUGCUGACUACAGCACCCCGGGUUCCAGCUUUCCAGGACCUGGGGGCUUCCCAGAGCCUUUCCCUCCCCCCGGCACCCCAACGCUGAGUGACUUCACACCAGGCCCCCCGUCCAUCUCCUACCAGCCCAACAUCCCCGGUGGCCUCCUGGCCCCUGAGAAACCCCCUGUGCCCCCUCUGCCCACACAGCUUCCCCCGCCGGGACGGAUGGAGGCAUCCCACCCCCCGGUGCAGCCAGGACUGCACAGCACCCCCUCAGGCAGCCAGCCAGCCCCCAUGCUGCACCCUCGGAGCGCAGUGGCACGGCCUCCCCUGGGACCCCCAGCCCACGCUGCCGACCUCGCCUUCCCUCCUGCGCCCAGCAUGGCCACGGCGGGUGAUGGCUCGGAGCCUGCCCUCGACCUUCUGCCUGAGCUGACGAAUCCCGAUGAGCUGCUUUCCUACCUGGGGCCCCCCGACCUCCCCAGCAGCAGCAGCGAUGACCUCCUGUCCCUCUUCGAGAAUAACUGAGCCAUCCGUGCCCCUCCCGGGGCUGGGGGGCAGCACUGCAUGCCCCUGCCCACUGCAGAGCUGGGACCCCCCACUGUGGGGGCUUUCUCAAAGGGCUGCGAUGGAACAGGCGGGCUAAGCCCCCCCAGAAGCACAAGGCUGUACAUAGUGUAGAAACACUACUGCCCCUCCCUCCCCGAUCCCUCCCCAUAUUUAAAGGCAAAUGUGUCACUGCAGGGCUGCCCGUGCCCCCAUAUCAAUGUGCAAAUGCUACUGCCCGUUGUACUGCAUGGGCCUGGUGUGGGUUGCAGGGCUCAGCCCCUGCUGCCCCCAAGCCCAGUUGCCCUGUACAUCCCCGAUGGCUAUUAAAGAAUCCUGCAGGGUCA